AUGAAAUAGAAAAUUUACAAAUUGUUUUGUACUUUUUCUAAAGAAGUUAUAUAAGAAUAAUUUGUUUAAUUCAGUUCCCUUUACACUUAAUUAAACAACACUAGAUUUAGAAAUCAUGAAACUGAUGAGGAAUAAUUUGAAACCACAAUGAUGCGUUAAUAUUAGAAAACGGUUACUUCAAAUAUGUUAGAUAAACAUAAUAGAGUUGGGAAGUAAAUUUCAUAGAAAUGUAUGAAACUAACUCAGCAUAAAUCUUUUUCUUCUUAUUCAUAUUUAUAUAUGCCUUUAUCUGUUCAUGCUAUUUUGUUGGAAAUUACCCAAUCAAAUGUAUCUGCAAGAUAUCAAGAAAAAACAUCAUUCUCAAUAACCUUUAAUUCCUUAGCAUCCACAUAUGCUCAACAAGCCAUUCUCCUAAAUAAUACAAUUACAUCCGACAUGAUUGAUUAUUAUGAUGCCGCUGUUCAAUAAUUAGGGUAGUUAACUACAAGUCUCUCUUUGUACUAAGAAGAUUAAAAUCUUUAAGUCUAUGGAAUUUUAGUAGAAAACUUGUGCAGCCUGUUUCUGAGCGAAUUAUCGUACAGCUACGAUGACUUUUAGAAUCUUUUUACUCUUUAGUAGUGUUAAUCGAUUUCUAUUCUUGAGAAGGGACUAAGUUCAGUAGUUUAAGACUUAUAUUCACAUUAAUUGGAUUUCCUAUAAGGAGUUACCACAAGUAAAUUAAAUGGCUUGAAAGAGUCAUAUCAAGAUUCAUAAAUUCAAAUACAAAGGUUAUAUGCAUAAUACGGAUUUUAAGUUAUUAUCGAACUACUUACAAAUUAAAUUAAAUCUUUAAUAGAUUCGACGUUUUUAAUCAAUGCAGUCAUGUUUGCCUUUGCUUGCAUCAUUAUGAGCAUAUCAUUGAUUGCAACUAAACUAUCGAUAGAGAAAGUUAAAUCAUAAUAUCAGGAAAGCAAGCAACUGUUAACCCUGUUCCCGUUUGACAGAUUGAUGGAGAAUGCUUAUGUAAUUAGUUUCAUUACGCAUGAUUUGCAUUUUUCAGUCUGA
Molecule: messenger RNA, 1044 nt
Organism: Paramecium tetraurelia
Lineage: Eukaryota; Ciliophora; Oligohymenophorea; Peniculida; Parameciidae
Exons: 4
Source: RefSeq, a predicted model, not a curated record